CUGCUGCUGCCGCUACCCACACGCACGCACGCCUCCCUCUUCACCUGGCCUGCGCCGCGGAGCCGCCCCUUCCCCGUUCCCCCCUCCACGCCUCGGUGCAUGGAUCUCUGAUCGGUCCUCCCCUCCCUGUCGCCCAGAACAGCGCCUCGCCAUGGCCGACUCCCCGAGCGCCACCCCCGCGGCCGAUGGCUCGGCCGUUGCCAAGAAGGCCCCCACCAAGCCGAACUACACCCAGACCCACGUGCUGCACGGGCACAAGAAGUCCAUCUCCUCGGUCAAGUUCUCCCCCUGCGGUCGGUUUUUGGCCUCGGCCUCCGCCGACAAGACCAUCAAGCUUUGGGACGUCGACACCGGGGCCCUGCUGGCCACGCUGGACUCGCACACCGGCGGCAUCUCCGACAUCGCCUGGUCCUCGGAUUCCACCCUUCUGGCUUCGGCCUCCGAUGACAAGACCGUCCGCAUUUGGGACGUCGAGCGCCGCGUCUCCAUCCGCACCCUGCACGGGCACAACAACUAUGUGUUCUGCGUGAACUUCAACCCGGCCUCCACCCUCCUGGCCACCGGGUCCUUCGACGAGACGAUCCGCAUCUGGGAGGUCCGCACCGGCAAGUGCCUGCGCGUGCUGGACGCCCACUCGGACCCGGUGACGGCGGUGCACUUCAAUCGCGAUGGCACCCUGGUGGUCAGCUCCAGCUACGACGGGCUGAUCCGCAUCUGGGACACGGCCACCGGGCAGACGCUCAAGACCCUGGUGGAUGAUGACUCGCCGCCGGUCUCCUACGUCAAGUUCUCCCCCAACGGCAAGUACAUCCUGGCCGCCACGCUGGACCACACCCUGCGCCUGUGGAACUACUACACCUCGCGGUGUCUGAAAACCUACACCAGCCAUCAGAAUGACCGGUACUGCGUGUUUGCCUCCUUCUCCGUGACCGGCGGCAAGUGGAUUGUCUCCGGCAGCGAGGACCACUGCGUGUACAUCUGGAACCUCCAAACCAAGGAGGUGGUCCAAGUGCUGAAGGGCCACACGGAUGUCGUCCUGACGGUGGCGUGCCAUCCGAACGAGAACAUCAUCGCCUCCGGGUCGAUUGACAGCGACAAGACCAUCCGGCUAUGGCGCUCGGACUAUUGAGGAGAAGCCAAAAAAAAAAAAAGGAGCCGGCAGAGCGGGGGCGCGCGGUGCCAUGCAGAAAGCCGCCGGCCCUCUUGCUGCGGCAUCCUGGCUCUCUCGCUCUCCCCAUGUUUGGCCCUCCGGCGCCAUGUCCAUUCUCCUCCUCCUCCUCCUCCUCUCCCUUCCCUUUGUAUCGCACACACCCGAGGCGGCGCGGCGGCCAGUAGUUUGCUCGCGCCCGGCAAAAUCGGCGCAGGCGGUGGAAUGGGGCACAACAAAAAUCUGUACACUAUGAGACGUCACACCGCGCGCGCGCGCGCGCGCGCGCACGCGC
Molecule: messenger RNA, 1442 nt
Organism: Fonticula alba
Lineage: Eukaryota; Rotosphaerida; Fonticulaceae
Product: WD repeat-containing protein 5
Exons: 7
Coding region: 152-1129 (325 amino acids)
Cellular component (GO): Set1C/COMPASS complex
Molecular function (GO): histone binding
Source: RefSeq, a predicted model, not a curated record